AUGUAUGGAGUAAGAACUGAUUAAUAUCUCGAUGGUGAUUAAAUUAGAUUCUUUCAAAGAUUUUAAACAUGCAAACCAGAGGGAGGAUGGGAAUACUACGGUUUGAUGGAUGGAAUAAAAAUAUUGUGCCAUGAAAGUAUACUUUUUAAAGGAGUAGGAAUAUUUGCAUCGUCUAAAACAGAUUCACCUGAGCCAUUCACUCUGACAUAUCGCUAUUAACUCAUUGAUUAAUAUGGGGAUGAAAUUUACUAGAGUGAAUUAAUAGAAGAAGAAGUUUAAUACUAGUCAAAUGAUAUCAAUGAAUUGCAUUUCUUCAAAUACAUAUUCAAGACAUUUCCAAAAGGAAUCAAAGUUGAGAAAGGCUAAACUUUUUGCUAUUAGCAACAAACAUCAAUGGCUAAGACAUUUUACUCUGAUUCAGGCAGAGAAUAUGAAAGCAUUUAAAAUCAAGAUAUGGGCAUUUUUAAUUUGAAAAAUUAUGAAGUAGGUCAAAGCUACUGUACUAUUAGCUGUGGUGUAAUACCUGGAUUUCUUUAUUAAUUUUAUUGA
Stylonychia lemnae is the source of this 549-nucleotide messenger RNA. The record is from the annotation of a GenBank genome assembly. Lineage: Eukaryota; Ciliophora; Spirotrichea; Sporadotrichida; Oxytrichidae.